Molecule: messenger RNA, 1806 nt
Organism: Nicotiana tabacum (common tobacco)
Lineage: Eukaryota; Viridiplantae; Streptophyta; Magnoliopsida; Solanales; Solanaceae
Source: RefSeq, a predicted model, not a curated record
GGGAUUUUUAGUGCUGCAAAGAGAAGACCUCGCCGCCUCCUUCUCUUCUCUCUGCACUGAACAUAAAUAAUUCUGUAGCUGUUACAGUUAACAAGUAAUCAAGAUGGUGAAGUUCACAGCUGAAGAGCUUAGAAACAUUAUGGACUACAAGCAUAACAUUCGUAAUAUGUCUGUUAUUGCUCAUGUGGACCAUGGAAAAUCUACUCUCACCGACUCUCUGGUGGCGGCUGCUGGUAUUAUUGCUCAGGAAGUCGCAGGUGAUGUCAGAAUGANUAUGAAGGUCAGAAUCAUGGGUCCCAACUAUGUACCUGGUGAAAAGAAGGAUUUGUAUGUUAAGAAUGUGCAGAGAACUGUUAUUUGGAUGGGUAAGAAGCAAGAAACUGUUGAGGAUGUCCCUUGUGGUAACACUGUUGCUAUGGUCGGUCUUGAUCAAUUUAUUACCAAGAAUGCAACAUUGACCAAUGAGAAGGAAGUCGAGGCCCAUCCAAUCAGAGCAAUGAAGUUUUCUGUCUCACCAGUUGUGCGAGUUGCUGUUCAGUGCAAGCUUGCAUCUGACCUUCCCAAGCUUGUUGAAGGGUUGAAGCGUCUGGCUAAGUCUGAUCCUAUGGUUCUUUGUUCUAUUGAAGAGUCUGGAGAGCAUAUCAUUGCUGGUGCUGGAGAACUCCACCUUGAGAUCUGCUUGAAGGACUUGCAGGAUGAUUUCAUGGGCGGUGCUGAAAUUAUAGUGUCUGAUCCUGUUGUGUCCUUCCGUGAGACUGUCCUUGAGAAGUCUUGUAGGACUGUGAUGAGCAAGUCUCCUAACAAGCAUAACCGUUUGUACAUGGAAGCUAGACCCAUGGAGGAAGGUCUUGCUGAGGCUAUUGAUGAUGGACGCAUUGGCCCUAGGGAUGAUCCCAAAGUUCGUUCCAAGAUCUUGUCUGAGGAGUUUGGCUGGGAUAAGGAUCUUGCAAAGAAAAUUUGGUGCUUUGGUCCAGAGACAACUGGUCCCAACAUGGUGGUGGAUAUGUGUAAGGGAGUUCAGUACCUGAAUGAAAUUAAGGAUUCUGUUGUUGCUGGUUUCCAGUGGGCUUCCAAGGAAGGUGCAUUGGCUGAAGAGAACAUGAGAGGUAUUUGCUUUGAAGUCUGUGAUGUUGUUCUUCAUGCUGAUGCUAUUCACAGGGGCGGUGGCCAAGUUAUUCCCACUGCUAGGAGGGUUAUCUAUGCUUCUCAGCUUACCGCCAAGCCCCGCCUGUUGGAGCCUGUUUACCUUGUGGAGAUUCAGGCUCCAGAGCAAGCCCUUGGUGGCAUCUAUGGUGUUCUGAACCAGAAGCGUGGACAUGUGUUCGAGGAGAUGCAGAGGCCAGGAACUCCUCUUUACAAUAUCAAGGCUUACCUUCCUGUCAUCGAGUCGUUUGGAUUCUCAGGUACCUUGAGGGCUGCUACAUCUGGUCAAGCUUUCCCACAAUGUGUGUUCGAUCAUUGGGACAUGAUGUCAUCUGAUCCAUUGGAUGCUGGUACACAAGCUCAUCAACUCGUCCUUGAUAUCCGCAAGAGGAAGGGUUUGAAGCAGGCGGUGACUCCUCUGUCUGAGUUUGAGGACAAGCUAUAAGAUGGAUGUUCAAGCUGGCAAAAGAUAUUUAACCUGCUCAAUUGGAGCUUCUAUAGUUUUGUUUGCAUUUAUCUGUUUGGACAUUAAUUUGAACUUUUUGUCUUGUAUUAGGAUGCUAGUUUGUAAGCUUGUUGUUGCGGGACUUGUUACACCUGUCUUUUACGGUGUUAAGAGUGUUACUGCCGUGUUUUAUUUAAAGAUAUCUUUCACUUCAUUUA